AUGGCCUUCCAAGAGCGAGGGGCGGUGGUGCCGUCCAAUGAGCUGGACGCUACUUGGCGGGAAGUUAUAAAAAACUCCAGGCGCGGCACCUCCGCUCCCAGCGCUUCAGCAGCAGAAAGGCACGCUAUAGUCGGCAGGGGGAAGAGCAGCAGUAAGGCCCGCGCUAAGGCCAAGUCUCACUCGUCCCGGGCUGGGCUGCAGUUCCCGGCAGGGCGCGUUUACCGGCUGCUGAGGCGCGGGCACUACUCGGAGCGGGUGGGGACCACUUCGCUCGUACAUCUGGCGGCCGUGCUCGAGUAGCUGACCGCUGAGAUCCUGGAGCUCGCAGGCAACGCGGCACGCGUAAACAAGGAGCUGCGAAUCAAUCCCCGUCACAUAUAGCUAGCGGUGCGCAAUGAAGAGGAGCUCAACAAGCUGCUGGGCAGCGUUACCACCGCGAAGGGCGGCGUCCUGCUGCACAGGAAGGCCAGGAAGACGGGCAACGGAGAGCAGUCAUAGGAGUACGAGGCCGGCCGGCCGGCCCGCCCUCCCAACACGACACAAAGGCCCUUUUCGGACUCCACUGCCCAUCGGGAGAGCUGCGAUCCGCGGAGGAGGCGGGAGGAGGGAAGAGAACGAAAGAAGCCGUGGCCGGCCUUGCCUGCGGGGGGCUGUACAGGAACCGGCCCGGGGCCAGCGAAACACCGAGUGCGAGAGCUGCUCCGUAAAGGCCCGUUAAUUUAACUCUUACUUGCCUGUGGUACAUUCAGUGGACGUUGCCUAGGAAAUAAAACUGUUUUAUUUGCAAAA
Messenger RNA from Parus major (Great Tit), 789 nucleotides. Its product is annotated as histone H2A-beta, sperm. The record is from RefSeq and is a predicted model, not a curated record. NCBI's taxonomy places the organism in Eukaryota, Metazoa, Chordata, Aves, Passeriformes, Paridae. Gene Ontology annotation, molecular function: DNA binding; protein heterodimerization activity; structural constituent of chromatin. The transcript has 2 exons. Gene Ontology annotation, cellular component: nucleosome.